This is a messenger RNA of Belonocnema kinseyi, 547 nucleotides long. RefSeq names its product general odorant-binding protein 56a-like. Lineage: Eukaryota; Metazoa; Arthropoda; Insecta; Hymenoptera; Cynipidae. The record is from RefSeq and is a predicted model, not a curated record. The transcript is spliced from 5 exons. Gene Ontology annotation, molecular function: odorant binding. Gene Ontology annotation, biological process: sensory perception of smell. The coding region runs from base 64 to 468 and encodes 134 amino acids.
GCAUUCAGUAAUCUCCAAACCGUUUCAGUGAACCGUCGCAAGAAACCAAAUAUAAUUUUCAAAAUGAAGACUGUUUUCGCUGUCUUCUCAUUCUGCUUAGUAGGAGCCAUGGCUAGCAUCACUGAUGAACAAAGGGCUAAGCUUCAGGAGUACAAGACCAGCUGUGUUGCCGAAACUGGUGUUGAUGCAGCUGUGGUGCAAAAUGCUAAAGAGGGAAAUAUCGCCGAAGAUGAUGAGAAAUUAGCUUGUUUCUUCGCUUGUUUGCUGAAAAAGAUUGGCAUCAUGAAUACUGACGGAACGAUCAACGAAGAAGUAGCUCGUGCAAAAAUCCCAGUCUCAGUGCCAAAGGACAAAGCUGAUGAAGUUAUCAACAAGUGCAAACUUCUAAAGGGAGCCACCGACUGUGAAACUGCAAAGAAAGUUAUGAAAUGCUACGGAGAGACCAAGACUUUCUCCAUUCUUAAUUAAAAGUGUAUUAAAUAUCAAUAGUUUAAGAAUUAUGUUUGUACGUGGAAACUUUGACUGAAUAAAAAAAAACCUUUAAUAG